AUGAGAAUCGAGACGUGCUAUUUCUGCUCGCAGCCCUGCUACCCGUCAAAGGGUAUCACCUUUGUACGCAACGAUGCUCGCGUUUUCCGCUUCUGCAGAUCAAAAUGCCACAAGAACUUCAAGAUGAAGCGUAACCCCCGCAAGCUGGCCUGGACAAAAUCCUUCCGUCGCGCACACGGCAAGGAGAUGACCGUCGACAGCACCCUCUCCUUUGCUGCCCGCCGCAACGUCCCCGUCCGCUACAACCGCGACCUCGUUGCCACCACUCUCAAGGCCAUGCAGCGCGUCUCGGAGAUCCGCGCCAAGCGCGAGCGCCAGUUCUACAAGAACCGCAUGCGCGGCAACAAGGAGCGCGACCUCGAGGCCGACCGCAAGCUCGUCGCAGAGAACCAGCACUUGCUCCCCCCUGCCGAGCGCGAGGCCGCACAGAAGCUGCUCGAGGACGAGAGCGAGAUGUUGGAUGUUGUCGACGAGCUGGACGAGGAAGAGGAGGAGGAGUUGGAACAGCAAAAGUUGGCCCAGCAGAAGCUCAAGGCAAAGAAGAAGCAAAGACUGGUCAGAGGCUCUGGACCCGAAGACAUGGAUGUCGACGCAUAA
Molecule: messenger RNA, 597 nt
Organism: Aureobasidium pullulans EXF-150
Lineage: Eukaryota; Fungi; Ascomycota; Dothideomycetes; Dothideales; Saccotheciaceae
Exons: 3
Coding region: 1-597 (198 amino acids)
Biological process (GO): ribosomal large subunit biogenesis
Cellular component (GO): nucleolus
Source: RefSeq, a predicted model, not a curated record